GACUAGUGCGGAGUGUCGUUGCUGCCGUGUGACUCGCGAAAAAAAUCGCGGAAUUUGCAGCUCGAUAAAGCGUACUGUCGAUAUCGCGCAGGUGGUGCUUGAUCGUCUCCCAACUGGUGUUGAAUCGUUUCCGGUUACCGGUGCGCGAUCAGGAGAGUUUGGUACCCACGUUACCCCACAUUCGCGAUCGUUACAUCAGUGGAAAUAAGAAAGACACGAACUGGAUGUGGCAAUCGCGUCCAGACCGGGCGGGGACGAACAGUUUUCGACGACACACGUCGCGCCGCGCCGCGACGGGAAGCGCGUCUCAAAUGCGGCCACGCCGGGGAAAUCGAUCGGCGAUCACGUCGCCGUCGACGCCGUUCUCGCGCUUCCGUCCCGUCGUCAAUGACGGCCGCCCGCACGUGAUCGUGCGAAUCGGACACAUGGACUUUUACCAAACCGGUUCUCGCGCCUCCGGCUUGCGAGAGGCCGCGCGCGAACGGCACGCUCGCUGUCGUGACUUUUGAGGGAGAUUCGUCCACGACACGUAAGAAACUAUCGUGGCAAAUUCGCUUUCUUUCUUCUUUUUUUUAAAUAUGGAUUGCCGACCUUUGGUCUACUGCUAAAGACAGUUCCUCAGAUCUUUAAGAUCUUAAGCCCGCAAAUGUCGCUGUUUGUUGGAUAUCUCGAAGAUUUGAUGUCGAAGGGCCCAGAAGAGUGCUAUCUACGAAUGCCAGCAUGCAGUUAGGACAGAGGAUGGGCAAUGACAGGCCAGUGCCCUGUUACAAUCGACGCCGCGCCGCGAGAAGAUCGCCUUCCGAUGACGACGUAGGAAAUAUUUCGUCAGAAGCAGAAAAUACAUCACCGCGAGCUUCACCGUACGCGAAUCGCGCCAAUCGACGUGUUUCCGUUCGAAAUGCAUCAGGGCGAAAAACUCGAGGUAACCUGCCGAGGGAAGCCGUGACGAUUUUAAAAGAGUGGCUUCGAGAGCAUAAAUUCAACGCCUAUCCGAGCGAAGCCGAGAAGGAAGCACUAUGCACGCAGACGGGCCUGUCACUCCUUCAAGUGUGUAACUGGUUCAUAAACGCUAGGCGACGCAUUCUACCUCGUAUGCUAGAAGAUGCCGGUGAAAAUCCUAAUCUAUAUACAAUAUCGCGUCGUACUCGUCGCAGCUCCGGCAGUCACAUUCGGCAUGGUCGCCGAACGCCUCUCGAACCCCUCAAGGAUGACACAUCUCCGCAUGGAUCGGCGAAAUAUAACAUAUCUCGCAUGUUGGGCGAAUCUGAAUAUCGAAGUGAGGACAGUCCGAACGAUUACGAGAGCAGUCUGAACGACUACCACAGCGAGGAGGAACAUCCUUCGAUACGGUGGCCAAACGUAAUCGUUCGUCCUUAUGCCGAGGCUCAAGUCGAGCAAUUAGACGGCGACGCUAUUACCCAUCCGUAUGAUCGGCGAAGGCACAGCUCUGCAGAACCUGCUGCGUACUGGAGCGCUCCCCGUGAACAUCUGUCGCAAAUUGAGCAGAUAAUCGCGUAUCGCGGUCUAUCCCAGCAGAGCUUAAAAAAUGCUUACGCUCAUCAGUGCAACGGUGAUACAUUUAAGAUGUUAGUCGAACUUGCUGUGGAUAUGCCGUAUGCGACCUCGUCAUCUUCGUCACGUCCGUCUUCUAUUACGUCGGUAUCUUCAAGCCUGGGAGAUCUUUAAAUUAAGAAGAUCUUUAUCGGUAUUUAUUGUUAUCGUUGAUAAUCGGAAUGCAACGAUGAUGAUAUAUCAGACUAAUAAAAAAAAAAACAAAGAUUUCUCUCAAAAAACUAGAAAUUACUACACUUUUUAGAAGCAUUCAUGUAAAUCGCUAAAUAAUCGCCAUUAUCAUUGUCAUCUUAUUUUGCUGUUAAAACUAACAAAUUAUUAUACUUUUUAGAAACUGUCACAUUCGUACAAAUUGCUAAACAAUUAUCGUUAUCAUAUACAUAUAUCACUGCUGCUAUUAACAUCACAGAAUAACACCGAUUAUAGAACGAUUAAGAAUUUAUCUGAGUAAAUAUAAUAAUUUCUAAUUUUUUUAAGAGAAAAUGUUUGUCUUACUAUUGUCUUCUUUUUUUUAGCAAAAAGAAAUAAAAAAAAUACUUUAAGACUCCUCCUUACUCCUGGGUACUCGCCGCGGUCAUGUUAUAGCGAAUCCGCUAUUAGUUCGUCAGAGGUGAGAAAUGACACGCUGAGAAUUCUUGCAUGCCAUUUCCAAAUAAAAGAGAUAUUAGAUGAAAAAAACAGAUUGCUUUAACACACUUAUAAAAUGUUCCGGAAACUAUCUUUUUUUUUGUUGACAGUUAAUAAACAGCCCUAAAAUAAAUGUAAUAUGAAGCCGAGUCAUGCGCCCGCGCAUAAGUCUGCAUGACUUGGCUGUAUCACAUUUUACAGCUGUUUAUUAACUGUCAAGGGAAAAGAAUAGUUUUCGGAACAUUUUAUAAGUAUGUUAAAGCGAUCUGAAGUGUUUUUUUUUUUUUAUCCAAUUAUCUUUUUAUUUGAAAAUGACAUGCAAGAAUUCUCAGUGUGUCAUUUUUUGUCUCUGACGGCACGAUGUAACAUGACCGCAAACUCAGUACGCACCUAUUCUGUAAUUCUUAACGACAGUGUCGUUAAUGUGAUCGUUGCGUAGGUGUACUAUAUGGAAAAAAGCUGUCGUUAGAAUUACUGAAUAGGACUACAGGGCCACGAUUCUGUAACUCAUUAUGUUGUCGUUAUGAGCACAUAACGACGCAUAACGAAUUACAGAAUCGCAUUGCAGGAGUCUUAAGCCCGUAUCAGACUACCGAUUGCAAAGGUCGACUCGACUGCCUACUACGAGUCGUACUUCGUAUAGCGCAGUCGUCACACAAAUAGAUAGAGGGUCGUUGUGUGCGUAAGUGGAGAGGGAAAAACGCGGCUUAAAUCUACCAUUUCUGGGUACGACUACCGACUCUUAUUGUUAGUAAAUCAAACACAAUGAAGUGCCGACUGAUUGAAUAGGCAGCCUUUACAGUCGGUAGUCUGAUACAGGUUGGGGAUUCUUCAGCCGUCUGUAUUAUAAAAUUAUCAUUUUCGUACCUCUAGUCUUUUAUUGCAUUAAUUUAACAGAAUUGAGAAUAUUUCUUUAAGAUUAGCAAUACAUUUAUCAAUGAUCCCCGGAAACUCCGAUUUCAUAUGGAAAACGUAUAAACUGUGCAGCUUUUACAUGAAGUACAUGUUAUGAUGAGUUGACAGCGCGUCUACAAGAUAGAUACCAUACUGAGAUAAAAGUACAAGUAAGAAAAUCUAUAAUUCCGCAACUAUUUCUCGUUUUCCAUAUGAAAUCGGAGUUUUCUGGGAUUAUUAAUGUAUGUAAUCGUAGAGAAGCAUUUUCAAUUCUGUCAAACUAAUGCGACGAAAGACUAGAAGUACGAAAAUGAUAAUUUUAUCGAUAAUACAGACGGCUGAGGAGUGCCCAUCUCGUUACUCGAGUAUCGUCGCUUAAUUUCCACACGGAGAAGAAUUUUUGUAAGAGAAGAAUUUCGACUUUUGAAAUUCUCGUAAAGUAUAAUGUUCGCAGCAAUUUUCUGUAACGAAACAGUAACGAGCAAGAAUGCUUAUAAAUGUCGAUGAGGCGCGAUUGUACCAUUAUUUUACAUAAUUUUGGUAUUCGCAUGACAUUUUACAGUUUUAGUUCAGAUUAUCUUGUCCUAUUUUGUUCACGUCGUUCUUGAAUUCAUUAUGUUUCAGAAAUGUUUAAAUGUAAGCAUUGAGAAUGUUUUUCUAUUGCCCUCGCGAAUCGCAUUUAUUUUUAAUAAACGCGUUCGAAAGACAUGUAUCAGGAUAAUGCAUUUUCGUACAAAUUACGCUCUCGAGAUCACUGAAACUUCUCGUCUCAUUAUUUUAAGCACAUCAAGAAAAGAAAAGCAAUUAAAUUGAAAUUACAGGAAAUAACUUUACAUAGUGUAAAUAAUGAAAUAGAAAUAAUGUAGAUGUUUGCAAACGAUACGCAUUCUCUUCGAAAUGGAAGAAAAGCGUACGAACCAAAGACUAUUGUUAUUAUUUUUUUAGUACUAAUUACUAAUAAUUAAAUUGUGUUACUCGAUAGACAAUUCUUAAACAGUAUAACGUAGCAAUUUUUGUUUGUAAAUGUUGUGAGAGGGAGAGAGAGAGAGAGAGAGAGAGGGAGAGAGAAAGACGAUUAUGCGAUGAAUCCGCUUAAAGAAACAACGUAUAUUAUACGUGAGUCGUUACAAAUGUGUAAUGUGCGUACACGUGUGUAUUUGUGCGCAAAUUACUAUGUCAAUUGCGAUAUUCCGCUGCAUUACGAGAGUCACAUUAUGAUCGUGAAGUGAUCACAGUGUGGCGGAUAACGAGCACGUGUUCAUGGACAAAGUUGUUAAAUGUACAACUGAAGUUUAUUUUAAUACGACAUAAUCUUGUUAUCAUAGUGAGGAAUAAAAUAUUUCAUAUCUGUCUCGAUCCUCCUACACAUUAAUCAAUUUCGUCGCGUCGAUUUUAAUUCGGAAUAAAUCACGAAUUAAAAUUCUGCCGAGCUCUACUUGACAUUAAACUGAUAAUUGUAUUGUUGGCCUUUUACAUAUUCUCGAUGAUUAGUCUCCGAAAAACCCUUGAAAUCGAUCUUGGAAUGAAUAACACAAUGCAAUAUUUAUUCAUACGUCUUCCUGAAGAUUAAGUCCAAAAUCGAUUUUGAUUUUACAAUCUUGAUAUCCGUAACAAAUUCCCCAAUUAGGGGUUGGAGAUUUCCUCUUAGCGAAAAUAUUGUAUCACGAUUUCCAAGAAUCGAUUCACAUCUUGAUGCAUGUAACCCUAACAAAAUCGAAGAUUUUCUCUUAGUCAUAAUAUCACGAACGCGCCACGAACGGUUCGGUUAUAUUUGUCAUUUUAAUUCCAAGUAGAGACUUCAAAGUACCACUGCCAUUUGUAUCACGAGUAAAGUGUCUUAAACUUUUCAGCUUUUUAAAACGCUGUUGUUGACUAUCUUAUAUCGGGAUGUCAGAUAAUAAUACCCGCAGAGGGUAGGUAGAGCGGAUUAAACUGAAAAGUCCUGUACCGUUUUGCUAUUAUAACAAUAAAUUAAUGUUAUUAAUUAAUAAAAUCAUGCUUAAGAAGAUUCUGCGAGGCAAAAUUCGUAUUCACAAGUAAAAUAUUGUACCAUUUGGCGAUUAUUGAAAUGGUAUGUCUCGUUUCGAGUUUGGCGCCUUCCACGAAUAUCUUAAUGCUGUACAUCUUAUUUUGGAUUGUCUUUAAAAAAGUUGGUAAUGCAUUUGUAACUGCAUCAAUAGAACUCGAGGUCUUUGUAUUUCGGGACAAGAAACGUUUCAAUGGUCCAUGUCUUUGCUCUUGAUGUGAUAAGAUUUCGCAUGGAGUUUUGAAAAUACUUAGAUGAAGUAGCUUCCAUCUUGAGCAAAAACCUGUAGAAAGAGAUAAGGUGAUAGAGUAGGAUAUGACUAUACAGCCGAAGUUUAUGUCCUUGAAAAGGUUCUGCGAGGAAAGAUACGUAUUCAUAAGUAAAAAAAAAACUCAUUGUCAUAAUUGCGAAAAGGCACUUUCCUAUUCAGUUUAAUCCACUCUACUUAGCCUCUGUUAGAAUUAUUAUCACACACCUUGUAUAUUGAAUAUACGUUUGCAGGAUUUAUUUGUAGGAGAGAUCUGACGAGCGCAUUCUACUCUGACUGCGUUCCAAAAUUUACUGCCAGUGCUCAAAAUCUAUAGCGUAUGUAAGUUAUGUGUAACAUUCAUUGCCAUACGCUGGCAAUGAAUUUUGAAACACAUUCUCUAUUAUACAAAACUUAUUUGUACAAAACUAAAAACGUGCCUUUUACUCGAGACGUCCUAAAUCAAGAGGGACGUCUUUUAGUUUAUAGUUGAGCGGAAUGUUUGCUGUAAGCGACGAUAAAGCAAAUUGAGUUAUAAAUAUGUGUUUUUUUUUUUUCACGUAUCUUCGAUAGUUGGAUGGGAAAAACGUGCACUCGCGAUAUCAUACUUUUUUGGGGGGGGGGGGGGGGGGGAGACAAUUUCAUGUUCUUGCGAUAAUCUUCCGGGAUUUUGGCAGAUCGGAAUUGCGCGCCGAAGUCUUCGCACACUUGAAGGAUACUUGUAUUUGUCCUAGACAUGGCAUUCACAUGUGAGUGCAGAAAAUGCGCGAUCGCGCUGUCGCGAAACUCUUCGGUCGACGUGAACUCGAGAAGUUCGCUUCACCGUUCCGCCCGCUUCCGACAAUCGAUUGGGAUUAAUGUGCUCGCAGGAAGGUAAAAAAUACCUUUUUCGCGUUUAAUUAUUAAUCUACGAUACGAGUCACGGAAGUUACAUGAGCGCUCGUGGAGAGUUGAGUUGUGAAUGCGCACGUUUUUUCACGUAUGUUCGAUGAUGUGUGAGUUGGAUGAGAAAAAUCGCGAUCGCGAUAUUUAAGGCUGAGACUAUUUUUUUAAUUAAUUGAAGAUUCAGAAAAAAAUACUCGACUCGCUCUCCUCGAGGAUCGGUAUCGUGUUUACAAGAGAUGAAGAAAUUUUUUUUCACAUUCCCGAUGAUUUUCUGGAGAUUUUGCGGAUCGGGGUCGCGCGCCGAACUCUUCGCACAAGGAAUACCUUGUAUUCCUCUUGCCAUUCUGCAUGACGAAAGGAUUCCUGAUUGAAAGGGAUCGCGCCGUAUAUCUUAUCGUGCAUCUCGGCAAGAUUUAGCAAUAUGGGACUGGGGCUGGACUUGCAGUUUUGAGGCCACACGAGAGAGAAAUCAGCAAAGUAUAUAUAAUCAUCGAUCUCAGUACAAAAAAAAUCGCUGUUAGUCCAGAAUCCUUUUGUCGUGCGGACAUAUUGCGAUACAUAUCUUUGCCACGAGCGUUUGAUUAGCGGCGUAUGUUACUCUAUUGUACAAAACUUAUUGAUCUAAAAACGUGCCUACGCGAACCUGUUGGGGUCACACGAACGCGAAACGGUGUUUUCUAAAGAUUUAGAAGUUAACUUGGAGAUUUCGCUCUCCGCGCCAAUAAGCAUAUCGCUAUACUUUUGGACAAUAACUAAACACGUACACGUCGAACUAUCAUAGCCGAUUUGUGAGAGAGUAGAUCGAUUUUAAGUUUGGUUUAUACGUACAUGCACACGUGCAUGCAUUACAUAUGAAGAAUGAAAUAUACAAGUGCCAUAAAA
This is a messenger RNA of Temnothorax curvispinosus, 7133 nucleotides long. RefSeq names its product homeobox protein TGIF2LX-like. Gene Ontology annotation, biological process: regulation of transcription by RNA polymerase II. Gene Ontology annotation, molecular function: RNA polymerase II cis-regulatory region sequence-specific DNA binding; DNA-binding transcription factor activity, RNA polymerase II-specific. The transcript has 5 exons. Bases 721 to 1686 code for a protein of 321 amino acids. NCBI's taxonomy places the organism in Eukaryota, Metazoa, Arthropoda, Insecta, Hymenoptera, Formicidae. The record is from RefSeq and is a predicted model, not a curated record.